GGGAGGAAGGGGAGGGCAGGGGAGAGGAGGGAGAGGAGGUCGUGUCCCCCUCCCCCGCCUGGGAAACGGCGGCACACUGAGGCGCGGGCCGGCGUCAGGCCGGAUGCUAAUGAGGGCGCGUUCCCACAGCCGGACAUUGUGCGGCCCACCUGCUCCCGCGGCUUUGUGCCCGCCAUUCACAUGCUGCUGUGUGCGGCCGCCAUUGGCCGCGAGCGUGGGAACCGCCGCGGCGCCCGGGCCCCAGGGCCAGCCCGCCCCGCCGCCUAUAAAGCCGCUCCGCCCGCUGCCAGCUCUGCUCCCGCCGCUCCGGCUCCGGUGCCCGCUCCCGCUCUCCGCCAGCAUGGCCCCCGGCGCCGCCGCCCUGGAGCUGCUGAGCCCCAAAGAGAAGAACCGACUGCGGAAGCCCGUGGUGGAGAAGAUGCGCCGUGACCGCAUCAACAGCAGCAUCGAGCAGCUCAAGCUGCUGCUGGAGCAGGAGUUCGCGCGGCACCAGCCCAACUCCAAGCUGGAGAAGGCAGACAUCCUGGAGAUGGCCGUCAGCUACCUGAAGCACAGCAAAGCCUUCGCCGCCGCGGGCCCGCAGAGCCGGCGGCAGGACUUCCGCGAGGGCUACGCGUGGUGCCUGCAGGAGGCCGUGCAGUUCCUGGCGCUGCACGCGGCCGGCGACGCGCAGAUGAAGCUGCUCUGCCACUUUCAGCGCCCGCCGCCCGCGCCCCCCACCCCUCACCCCGCGGCCAAGGCCGGCCCCGCGGCGCCCCAGCACCAGCCGCCCCGCGGCCUCUGGCGGCCCUGGUGACCGAGGGCCAGCGGUGCGCGGGGCAGGGCCGCCCGGCCCCGGCCCGGCCUCCGGAGAACGCGCCGCAGAGACCCGAGCCCGCACCCCCAGCCGCCUGCGCCGGCCG
Messenger RNA from Pipistrellus kuhlii (Kuhl's pipistrelle), 902 nucleotides. RefSeq names its product hes family bHLH transcription factor 5 (gene HES5). The transcript is spliced from 3 exons. Gene Ontology annotation, cellular component: nucleus. Gene Ontology annotation, biological process: anterior/posterior pattern specification; regulation of neurogenesis; regulation of transcription by RNA polymerase II. Gene Ontology annotation, molecular function: DNA-binding transcription factor activity, RNA polymerase II-specific; RNA polymerase II cis-regulatory region sequence-specific DNA binding; protein dimerization activity. The record is from RefSeq and is a predicted model, not a curated record. The coding region runs from base 104 to 796 and encodes 230 amino acids. NCBI's taxonomy places the organism in Eukaryota, Metazoa, Chordata, Mammalia, Chiroptera, Vespertilionidae.